AUGUCCCGCGGGGGCAGCCGCUGGCCGGUUCGCCUGCUGCUGACCGCCUGCCUGAUGGCCGGGCCGGCGCUGGGCCAGGAGUGCUCGGCGGAGAAGAUGGAGAAUUCCAUCAUCGAUAUAAACCUGUCCCUGCCCCGCGGCGUGCGGGGCGCGGAGCCGCUGCGCGUCCCCGGCGCGGGUGCGUGUGUCCGCGCCUGCUGCUCGGGGCACCGGCUCGCAGGAGACAAGAAGUGUAAUUUGAUUAUUUUUUAUGCUGCAAGAACAAGUACACAUCCAAACUGCUACUUGUUUUACUGUCCUAGCACUGAGGCUUGUCCAAUGAAACCUGCAACAGGACUUGUGAGCUACUGGAUAACUACAGAGGAUAAAUCCAUCAAGACUGAGAACUUUUCUUCAGAUGAGCAUUCUUUGCCUUCGGAUGCUGGAACCUUCAUUUCUCACAGCCAGGACAUCCAUCAGAAUCACACUGCCAGUUUGGAGCAGUCUGUCUUUCAUCAGGCAUCUGAGCUCCUGAACCACAUAGGCAAGCAUUUGGACAACAUGGAACUUCAUACAGUUUCUCCUGAACCUCAAAGAGCAAAAGAAUCUGAGAGCUUGGACCCCAUCUCAAGGCAGCAGGGAAUUAAUGUGCCAUCCAGCACUCCUUCUGCUGCUCCAGUUGGAAACCCCACUGCUUCCUUCCCCACCUCUGCUCAGGCAGGUGCCCCUGAAACCAGCAGUGCUGCUCUUGCUGCUCUGCCAACAGGCACUGCCCAGCUGGAGUCUCUUACAACCUCUCUGCAUCCUGGUGCUGCCAAACCAACCACAGCCCAUCCCACCACAGCUGCCUCUCCACCUGCAGCUAAUCCUGCUGUCCCUGCCUCCAGCAUCACUGCCACUCAUCAUGUUCCUCUUUCCAAGCCCACAAAUUCUGCUUUUCCUUCUACAACCGUGCAGGUGACCACGAAUUCUGGAUCUGCCACUGCCCUAUCAGGGGUAAGGACUCCAGCCAUGGCUCCUGAGCCAACAGUUCUCUCCUCCAGUGAUACCAGCCAUAGGACCCUACCCUCUUUUCCAGGUUUCAUUCUGUCCAGCAAUUCUCCUGCAUCUUCCCAAAAUGACCUUCAAGGUUAUGACCCGUCUGACUCAGAGAGCUCCCUGUCAGAAGGUGUUCUGAGAGGGAAAGGUGUCUUUCAGCUGGGGGAAAAAAGCAGCCUUGUAGCAGCUUUGUUUUUUGGGAUGAUGUUCUUGUUGCUGGUUAUUGUGCUGACAGGGAGGAAAAUCCAUGAAUCUCUUCAGAAGAGGCGUUACACCAGGCUGGAUUAUUUGAUCAAUGGAAUUUAUGCUGAUGUCUGACUGGGAGAGGGAAUAAAAUUGUGGGGAGCACCUCUCACUUUUGAGAGGAGAACUCUGAAAUGGAACAGUAGAUACUGAAAUCUCAGAAGAGGAUGGAUUCCUUUUUUGGGGUCUAAUGGGAAAGCAGGAGACAGGAGAUGGGUUUGGUGGUGAGAAGGAAUGCUCUGUCUGUGCUGAACUAUAAUGUCUGUCAUUUUUGAUUUAUUCCUAAAUCCUGAGAGUAAACAUCUAAAUCCAAGUUAAGCUAAGAAGGUCUUAUAUUUAAGGAGAAAAGGAAUUUCACGAGCUUAAUCUGUACUGUGACAAGAUUAGUGAAAUUUAAGUACACCUAAUAAAUUGAGUACCUGUG
Molecule: messenger RNA, 1684 nt
Organism: Melospiza georgiana
Lineage: Eukaryota; Metazoa; Chordata; Aves; Passeriformes; Passerellidae
Gene: MANSC1
Product: MANSC domain containing 1
Exons: 3
Coding region: 1-1335 (444 amino acids)
Source: RefSeq, a predicted model, not a curated record